Messenger RNA from Hemiscyllium ocellatum (epaulette shark), 3540 nucleotides. RefSeq names its product armadillo repeat containing 7 (gene armc7). The transcript is spliced from 5 exons. The coding region runs from base 217 to 795 and encodes 192 amino acids. Gene Ontology annotation, molecular function: protein binding. NCBI's taxonomy places the organism in Eukaryota, Metazoa, Chordata, Chondrichthyes, Orectolobiformes, Hemiscylliidae. The record is from RefSeq and is a predicted model, not a curated record.
GGUCCAAUUGGUGUGUGGUUAAUGUUUUGAGUUAAGCGGAUUGAGUCAGGCUUCUGUGUCUUGCUGCAGUUCUUUCAAUAUACUGGAUCUGAAUGUACGGCUCAUGGCAAUAGAAAACCAUAUGCUGAGGGUGAUCAUAUUCAAAGAAGAAAGUCAGUCCAAUCAUCCACCAAACUUGCUCGUUUGAAAUUUGCAGCUAACUGGAUUUCGGAUGAAAUGGCAAGUUCAGGUCAGUUGAGAGAAAGUAAAUCCCAAGAUCGGUUUGAUUACCUACAGGCCCUUGUUACUGAAUUUCAGGAUACCGAUAGUCAAGAGGCAAAGGAACAAGUCCUGGCAAACCUAGCUAAUUUUGCAUAUGACCCCAGUAACUAUCAGUAUCUUCGACAGCUGCAGGUCAUUGACCUGUUCCUGGAUAUGCUUACAGAAGAUAAUGAACGAUUUGUAGAAUUUGGAAUAGGUGGUCUCUGUAACCUCUGUUUAGACAAAGAGAACAAGGAAUACAUUUUACAGAACAAUGGGGUUCAGGCAGUGCUGAACUGUUUAUCCAACCCGAAUGAGGACACCGUACUGUCUGCAAUUACCACAUUAAUGUACUUGAUGACUCCUUUGUCCCAGAAGGAAAUCACAGCAAUGCCAGUUAUUGAGUGCAUGCUCCGGUUCUCCAUGUCUAAAAAUAAGCGUCUAAGUAAUUUAGCAACAGUGUUUCUGGAAGACCUCUGCUCAUCUGAAGAGGUAGAAAAAGCUCGUAACUUGCAUAAUCACACAGCCCUGGGAAUACCACUUCCAAAAGAAUAGCUCAGAGAAUUCUUAAUAUUCUGUAGCAUUGGAACAAUUUCUGAAUAUGCUCCACUAAGUAUAACAUUUGGGCAUAUACAUAAUUAUUAUCAAUUUGUAACUCUAUCCAAUUGCCAGUUUGGUUGAGUCAAUAGCACUCUUGUCUUUCAUGUAUAUUCAGCUGACGCUGAGGAACUCUGCAUUGAUGGAAGUGUGCUACAUGUCACACAAAGCAAAAUCUUGUUCAGGAGGAUAUUAAACAUUGCACAAUUUUGUUCAAAAUUGAGCCUAUUUCUGGAGUUUCAGUGAACCUUCCUGCUUCAAGAAAGAGACUCAAAAAUUAGUUGGUCAUUCAUAUCUCUUACAUUUGUUGUACAGAUGGCUGCUGCAUUUCCUAGAUAACUUGUUACAUUUCACAGGUAUUUCAUAUAUAUUUACAAUAUGACAAAUAUAGUAUUAUAAAACAAAAUAUUGCAGAUGCUAGAGAUCUGAAAUACACAAAAGCAGAAAUUGCUGGAGAAACUCAGCAGGCUUGGCAGCAUCAGUUCAUCUUUUAAAUGGUUCUAAGGAAUGGUCACUGGACUCAACUCUCCACAGAUGCUGCCAGACCUCCCCUUUUUCUUCAGCAAUUUCCAUUUUCUAGUGUUACAUAAUGUUGCGAGUAAAUCACCACAAGUUACCUUUAAUUCGGCGACUUAAAUCUCAUAGACAGUCAAAUAUUGAAACAAUAAUUAAAUUUUUAUUGCAUAUACCAACUAAAAUAAUACCCCUCAAGUAAGCCUCAAAACCCAACUUGGCUUGGUGGAACUUGGCCAUGUUUCUUUCAACAGUGUCUUGUCUCUGGAAGUGCCCACGGUUCAAUCUUAAUCCAGUGUUGUUCUGCUGUGUGUGUGUGUUGGUUGGGGGGGGGGGAACUGGUUCUGGUGUUUGAUUCUGAUCCAGAUUUUUGUCUUUAAGAUCUAUGAUGAGAUAUAUUGAUGAUUCUUUUAAAGCCCUUUUAUCUAAAUUACUGCAAGUCUGCAGCCUGCUGCCUUCCCAGAAGUAGCUUCUUUGUUACAAGGGCCGGCACGGUGGCUCAGUGGUUUGUACGUCUUCUCACAGCACCAGGGACCUGGGUUCGAUCCCACCUCGGGUGACUCUGUGUGGAGUUUGCACAUUCUCCCUGUGUCUGCGUGGGUUUCCUCCGGAUGCUCCAAAGAUGUGCAGGUUAGGUGAAUUGGCUAUGCUAAAUUGCCCAUAGUGUUAGGUGCAUUAGUCAGGGGUAAAUACAGGGUAGGGGAAUGGGUCUGAGUGGGUUUCUCUUCGGAGGGUCGGUGUGGACUUGUUGGGCCGAAGGACCUGUCUCCAAACUGUAGAGAAUCUAAUCAAUCUAAAUUUGACCUUAACUGUCUGUUUAAAGAAAACUUUUCUGUGAUUAAAUUCUUCUGCAGGGCAAUCAGACAUAAAGUAUUCAGUUAAUCAAGCAAAUGUCAAAGCAGUUUUGUUGGUUUUAGACUCCACUCCUCCUUUUGCCAGGCAUAGCUAAUUGCUUUCAAUUCCUGUAUACAUUUGUCCUUGUCUUUAAUAGUUUUUUUUCUCUCUAGAUAGUUAUUGCUGCUUCUUUCCAUGUGUAAGUUUAUCUUUAGGUGAUUAAUUCAAUCAAUCCAUGAACAGUUAUUCAAGUUCUAAAGUUUAUAAUACCACAAAUUCAAUUUUUAAAAAUAAUUUCUUUUGUUUCAAAAAUGCUUAUUUUGGAACCAAUUGGAUCUUCAAACUGAGGAAUGAGAAGAUUAUGUUUGUUUUGUAGAUAGGGAAUUAGUGACUUUUUCCCCAUUCAAUGAAAACCUAAUUGAAGUUGGAACUGUUAAUGUCUUUUUGUGUUAAUUUACCUAAUUUACGCGUUGUAAGUAACAUUUGCACAUUAAACCAAAUCUCUCUGUCCUCUAAUCAGUAUUACCCUUUGAUGCUCAAAAUCUUUAGACUGAGUUAAAAAUCACAACACCGGGUUAUAGUCCAACAGGUUCAAUUGGAAGCACACUAGCUUUCGGAGCAAUGCUUCUUCAUCAGGCUCCAAAAGCUGGUGUGCUUCCAAUUAAACCUAUUGGACUAUAGCCUGGUAUUGUGUGAUUUUUAACUUUGAACAUCCUAGUCCAACACCGGCAUCUCCAAAUCAAUCUUUAGACUGUGUGGUUUGCUUUAGUUGUCUAAUGACAUUAACUUUUACUGAAGUGGAGUUUUAUAGGUGCCAGUGUCCCCUCCAUUCCUAACAUCAUGCAAAUGCAUGUGAGUUUGAACCAAGUACCUGUAUACAGUAAUUGUGAAUCUGAGCUUAAUCCUGUCCUUACCUGAGAAUUCUGUGUCCCUCAUGUUAGGAAUGAACUUAAUUAAUUUCAUAGGCAAAAGUGAGGACUGCAGAUGCUGGAAAUCAGAGUCUAGAUUAGAGUGGUGCUGGAAAAGCACAGCAGUUCAAGCAGCAUCCAAGGAGCAGGAAAAUCGAUGUUUUGGGCAAAAGCCCUUCAUCAAGAAUGAUUUUUUUCAUACAUGUUCAACUAUCAACUGAUUACUGGUUGUUUUGUUCAGAUAUUUGGUUGUUUAAACUUGGCAAAACUUGACAUUGUAACAAUUGUUGUCUUUAUUCAUCACUUAAUGUCCUUAGAAUUGAAUUCCCAAUUAACUUUUUUCCAUGUGUUAUAUAUUGAAUAUAUUUGUAACCUUUUAAAUAAAUGUUAUUUAUUAAAAGUUUGAGUUGGAAUGCUUGAAAAAACUUAAAUAAACCAUCAAGUGCAA